Messenger RNA from Schistocerca cancellata (South American locust), 2872 nucleotides. RefSeq names its product putative per-hexamer repeat protein 5. Bases 74 to 2350 code for a protein of 758 amino acids. The record is from RefSeq and is a predicted model, not a curated record. The transcript is spliced from 4 exons. Lineage: Eukaryota; Metazoa; Arthropoda; Insecta; Orthoptera; Acrididae.
CUAGUAGCAACACGCAACUGCGAACAACUAUAAAAACUGUUGUCACGACUGAAGCCAGUCACACUGCGUCAGGAUGAAGGCGCGGGUCGUCAUUCACUUCCUUUGCUUUGCCUUGACCGCAACAAUAUGUGCUGGGCAGUCUACGAACUUGGGUAUUCCAGACCUGCCUGGUAACUGGACAGGAAAUGGAACAGACAUCCCAGAACCACCUGGUAACUGGACAGGAAAUGGAACAGAUAUCCCUGAACCACCUGGUAACAGGACAGGAAAUGGAACAGACAUUCCAGAACCGCCGGGUAACUGGACAGGAAAUGGAACAGACAUUCCAGAACCGCCAGGCAACUGGACAGGAAAUGGAACUGACAUUCCAGAACCACCUGGUAAUUGGACAGGAAAUGGAACAGACAUUCCAGAACCGCCAGGCAACUGGACAGGAAAUGGAACUGAUAUUCCAGAACCACCUGGUAAUUGGACAGGAAAUGGAACAGAUAUCCCUGAACCACCAGGCAACUGGACAGGAAAUGGAACUGAUAUUCCAGAACCGCCAGGUAACUGGACAGGAAAUGGCACCGACAUUCCAGAACCGCCAGGCAACUGGACAGGGAAUGGAACAGAUAUCCCUGAACCACCUGGUAACUGGACGGGAAAUGGCACAGACAUCCCAGAACCCCCAGGUAAUUGGACAGGAAAUGGAACAGAUAUCCCUGAACCACCAGGUAACUGGACAGGCAAUGGUACAGACAUUCCAGAACCACCUGGUAACUGGACAGGAAAUGGAACAGACAUUCCAGAACCGCCAGGCAACUGGACAGGAAAUGGAACUGACAUUCCAGAACCACCUGGUAACUGGACAGGAAAUGGCACCGACAUUCCAGAACCGCCAGGCAACUGGACAGGGAAUGGAACAGAUAUCCCUGAACCACCUGGUAACUGGACAGGGAAUGGAACAGAUAUCCCUGAACCACCAGGUAACUGGACGGGAAAUGGCACAGACAUCCCAGAACCCCCAGGUAAUUGGACAGGAAAUGGAACAGAUAUCCCUGAACCACCAGGUAACUGGACAGGCAAUGGUACAGACAUUCCAGAACCACCUGGUAACUGGACAGGCAAUGGUACAGACAUUCCAGAACCACCUGGUAACUGGACAGGAAAUGGAACAGAUAUCCCUGAACCACCUGGUAACUGGACAGGAAAUGGAACAGACAUUCCAGAACCACCUGGUAACUGGACAGGGAAUGGAACAGAUAUCCCUGAACCACCAGGUAACUGGACAGGAAAUGGAACAGACAUCCCAGAACCCCCAGGUAAUUGGACAGGAAAUGGAACAGAUAUCCCUGAACCACCAGGUAACUGGACAGGCAAUGGUACAGACAUUCCAGAACCACCUGGUAACUGGACUGGAAAUGGGACAGAUAUCCCUGAACCACCUGGUAACUGGACAGGAAAUGGAACAGACAUUCCAGAACCACCUGGUAACUGGACAGGGAAUGGAACAGAUAUCCCUGAACCACCAGGUAACUGGACAGGAAAUGGAACAGACAUCCCAGAACCCCCAGGUAAUUGGACAGGAAAUGGAACAGAUAUCCCUGAACCACCAGGUAACUGGACAGGCAAUGGUACAGACAUUCCAGAACCACCUGGUAACUGGACAGGAAAUGGGACAGAUAUUCCUGAACCUCCUGGUAACUGGACAGGAAAUGGAACAGAUAUCCCUGAACCACCAGGUAACUGGACAGGAAAUGGAACAGACAUUCCAGAACCACCUGGUAACUGGACAGGAAAUGGAACAGAUAUCCCUGAACCUCCAGGCAAUUGGACAGGAAAUGGAACUGAUAUUCCUGAACCGCCAGGUAACUGGACAGGAAAUGGAACAGAUAUCCCUGAACCACCAGGUAACUGGACAGGCAAUGGUACAGACAUUCCAGAACCACCUGGUAACUGGACAGGAAAUGGGACAGAUAUACCUGAACCACCAGGUAAUUGGACAGGAAAUGGAACAGAUAUUCCAGAACCACCAGGUAACUGGACAGGAAAUGGUACUGAUAUCCCAGACCCUCCAGGUAACUGGACUGGAAAUGGAACAGGUUUGCCACUACAAUCUGGCAACUUGGCAAGUAGCACAUCCAGUAUGCCUGCUGGACCAUCUAACUCUGUUGGAAGUGAAACGAAUAAUCCAGGUUCUCCAGAGUCACUGCAAGAGUUUCCUCCCAGUCUUAAUAUGCCAUGGAUUAAUCUUUUGCCUCACAGAAUAGAAAAUCUUCCUGCCUUCAAUCCUGGACUGAACCCAAUUUUUAAUUUUCUUCGUACUAUACAACAGCUGAAUAACAGACGUCCCUUCUUCGUAAUAUAGAACGCAAUGAUUUUAUUGCUGUUAGUCCAUGUAUGUUCUCUGUAGUGCAUAUGAAUGAAUACUGGAUUCAGUGUUCAAGUUUGGUUGUUGUAUUGCCUUUAUUGUCUCUUGACAAACACUUAGUCUCAUGAUAUUUUCCUCCCAAGUACCCUUUCUUCAUGAAUUAGUUUCUGGUAUCCCACAGUAACAUUUCAGUAAAAUUUGUCUCUGUGAAUUUUCUUUUCUUUCUGUUGUUUGACCAAAAAUUGAGCAUGCCAUGAAGAGGUAUUAAAUUCAUUCCUGCAAUUACGGCAAAACGACAUAUUAUGUCCUUUAUGUUGUUUGGAGAAUGUUGUUUGGGAAUGAAGCGGUAUUGCUUUUGGAAAAUAUGUUCAGAAUUCUUUAUUUUUUAUUUUCGAUUCAAUAUUCACAAUAAAGUAUGUGUAAUAAGUAUUGUAUUACUCUACUGUUCUGGCCUUAAGGUUAGUGGCAGUGUGAACCAACUCCAAGGAAUGACUGGUAAUAAAAUCGUUGUUUACUUGA